Exophiala oligosperma is the source of this 1900-nucleotide messenger RNA. RefSeq lists its product as hypothetical. Gene Ontology annotation, biological process: transmembrane transport; nucleobase transport. The record is from RefSeq and is a predicted model, not a curated record. The coding region runs from base 10 to 1299 and encodes 429 amino acids. The transcript is spliced from 9 exons. NCBI's taxonomy places the organism in Eukaryota, Fungi, Ascomycota, Eurotiomycetes, Chaetothyriales, Herpotrichiellaceae. Gene Ontology annotation, molecular function: nucleobase transmembrane transporter activity. Gene Ontology annotation, cellular component: plasma membrane.
ACUACAAUUAUGGGCCACAAGUGGGAACAGUUAAAGGUGCAGCUUCAGGUACCCAAGGAUGAAGACUCCUACUACGACAACACUAGAUGGUGCAAUCGAGACUUGAUUCCAAUGCCUCCGGAGAGACGAACCUGGGGUAUUUGGGGAUAUUGUGGAUACUGGACUGUUUCCGGCUCGUGUAUCUCGGCGUGGUCGACAGGAAGUACUCUUCUCGCCUUUGGGCUCAGUCCCCAGCAGGCCAUUGGCGUUGUGAUUGUCGGAGGUAUACUCACUGGUUUGUUGGCUGUGGCCUGCGGCUGGAUGGGUGAAACACAUCACAUUGGAUUCACCGUGUCUUCUCGGUUCUCAUGGGGUAUGAACGGGUCAUAUUUUCCCGUCGUACUUCGAGUGUUUGUCGCUUGCAUGUGGUUUGGCAUGCAAGCUUACUGGGGAGGCCAAGCGACACGAGUGUUGUGGGGCGCUAUCAUUCCAGGCUUCGCCAACAUGAAAAACUUCUUCAGUGAAGGUUCCCAUCUCCUGACCAAAGACUUUAUCGGACUAGUCAUAUGGAUGCUGGCCUUUAUCCCGCUCGUCCUCGUACCUCCUGAACGACUUCAAGUCCCCUUUGCCAUCUCCUUUUUCCUGUUUGCAGGAUCCUGCAUUGGUCUACUGAUAUGGGCUGUGCAUAAUGCUGGAGGCGCAGGGAGUAUGUUCCACGAACCAGGACAUGCCGAGAACACCGGUUGGGCCUUUAUGUUCGGCAUCACGGCCAUCCUCGGUGCCUGGGGAGCCGGGACGUUGGGCCAGUCGGACUGGACUCGUUACGCCAAUCGCAAAUUCGCCCCUACGGUAUCUCAGAUGGUUGCCGCGCCCAUCACCAUCGCGGUUACGGCCAUCAUUGGGAUCAUAGUCACCAGUGCCUCGGCCGAUAUUCUUGACGGUGAAAUCGUUUGGAAUCCAAUCUACCUACUAGCCGACAUCCAAGAUGAGUACCAUUCCAGCCCAAGAUCUAGAGCGGGAGUCUUUUUUGCAAGCUUGGGACUUGUCAGCUCUCAACUAGCGAUCUCUGUUGUGUUAAACUCCGUCUCGACCGGUAUGGACAUGGCCGGUCUCUGGCCCAAAUACAUCAACAUCCGAAGGGGGAGCUAUAUCAUGGCCUGUAUCGGCAUCGCAACUCAACCGUGGCAACUACUCAGCACCGCAGACAAGUUUCUCAAGGUCUUGAGCGGAUUCGGAGUAUUCAUGGCACCAGCUACGUAUGUCUACUCUCACAGUGCGAAUGUUAUACCAAAGCCAUGCCCUUGGAGACUGACCAUUUGAAUCCGUACUGUUUAGGGGAGUCAUGUUGGCCGACUACCACCUCGUCCGUCGAAGGAAACUGAAACUCAAUGAUCUUUACACCGGCGACUCUUCCUCAAUUUAUUGGUUCAACAAGGGUGUCAAUUGGCGUGCCAUCGUGGCUUUCCUUUCCGGCGUCUGGCCAUUGUUGCCCGGCCUGGUUGGUACCGUCGACAACGUCACCGACUCAUCAUUCACGGGUUGGAUCCGCUUGUACAAUCUGACCUUUAUCGUCGGCUUGGCAAUGAGUUUUGCUGUUUUCUGGGUCUUGAAUUAUUUCUUCCCUCCCUACGGACUUGGCCAGGAAGCCCCGUUUGUGGAUGAAGUUCUUUCGGGUCUCGAGCAGCAGCAUCGGCCCGGAUCACGGAUUGGCGCCGGCGCCGGCAAAGGUGGUGAAUUCGUCGAUGAGGAGGUCAACGAGAAGCACCACGGGGUCGGAGUUGCAGCCACUGUGUCUGUCUAGCUGCUGAGUUCAGGGUGUAGUUGGGAAACCGUUUCUCCAUGACAGUGGUCAUACAUCUGCCAUGCUAGCUACUAUUAGAGAUAGUGAUCGACAUUGGCUCGAGUAUGAAGAAGACUUUUC